Trichoderma asperellum CBS 433.97 is the source of this 918-nucleotide messenger RNA. RefSeq lists its product as uncharacterized. The record is from RefSeq and is a predicted model, not a curated record. Gene Ontology annotation, molecular function: catalytic activity. Lineage: Eukaryota; Fungi; Ascomycota; Sordariomycetes; Hypocreales; Hypocreaceae.
AUGGCAGAACACGUAAAGACAUCAUUUGUUCCCCACUUAGGAGGCAUCCAUGUUGGAUAUAGAUAUUCUUUUACUGGUUCUUCCCUUCCGACUCUAGUAUUAAUUAAUCCAUUCACCACAACUUCCGACUACUAUCGCCCGGAAUUCGAAAGUGAGCAGCUGGCUGACAAGUUUAAUAUUCUUGCCGUUGAACCCCUUGGACAUGGCGCUACGCAAACAAACAGCGAAACAUUUACGUACUGGGAUUCAGCAAUUAUGAUUAUACAACUUUUGGACGUCCUUGGGAUUAAUCAAGCCUUCGUAGCCGGCACGUCCCAGGGAGGAUGGAUAGCUGCGCGAAUGGCACUUCUUUCGCCAAAGAAAGUUAAUGGCAUUAUUCUCAUUGGAACUUCCAUGGAUUUUGAGUCUCCAGAAAGUCGAGAAUUAGGCUGUUGGAACGGCCCGCAGGCCACCUCCGCACUAGUUACAAAGAGUGCUGACUUUAGGCCCCACGAUGAUUUCGAACCUGGCAGUGGGUAUAUUGACUUUUUAAUGGAAAUUGGAUAUGGGGAAAAAGUGACUCCGGAUUUGAUACAAAUAUGGUCCAAAUCUAUCCCGAAGAUUUACUCAGGAGAUGUCGGGAAGAAAUUGAUCUGCAUGGCUGCUGUUUGUCUGGCUUCUCGAGAUGGGCUAUAUGCCCGCGUACCUCAUAUCAGAUGUCCAGUGCUCUGGAUGCAGGGAACAAAUGAUGUUGUCUUUAGUGUGGCCAAUGCGGAAAAGGAAAUUAAAAUGUUCACUAAUGCUCCUGAGGCAAAAUUGGUCGUGAUGGAGGGCGGUGUUCAUUUUCUGAGCUUCACACAUGGGAAAGAGCUUGAAAAGAAUAUCCUGGAGUUUACAGAACAAUGGGCGGCGAAAUUAAAUGGUGAAUAUUCUGAUUAG